AUGAGAAUUACACUCGGAAUGCUUGUUUCGUUUUUGUGUUGCAUAACAGCUUGGAAGGUGGAGGUUCGCAGAUUGAAGUUAAUCAAAGAAUAUGGGAUCCCCAAAAGCGAAGUUGAGAAGAUUCCGAUGAGUAUUUUGUGGUUGACUCCUCAGUAUUUACUGUUAGGAAUCAUGAGCGGACUUGUUGAGGCAGGGAUGGAGGGUUGUUUCUAUAACCUCGUCCCGGGAUCCAUGAAAGUUUAUGAGUUACUGUUCAAAGAAAUCGUGAUGGGAAUGGGGAAAUUUCUUAGUAUAUUAACCAUAUAUGCUUUCAGAGGGUGGUUUGGUGACGAAAGUAGCACAAGUCAUCUGGACAGAUAUUUUCUGAUGCUGGCGAUGAUAAGCUUAGGUUCAUUGGCUUUCUUUAGUGUCGCUGCAUACGCAUGUUAUUGGAAGAUAGCUCCAGAAGAGGAUGUGGUGGGUAGUAAUAUGGAAAUGGAAGAGGGUCUGGCACAAGCAACUCCUGCAUCCUCCUCCGGUGAACCCUUGGGAAAUGCAUCCUCAGCUGAACAGUUAAUUACCCAGGAAUUCUCCACUAAAAGGGUACUGAAAGGAGCCUCAUCGCCUCCUUAUUUCCCUUUACAUGGUGAUUCAAUGGCUACUAGUGGUUGGAAUGAUGUUGGGAGAAAAUCAUUGAGGAACCGAAGUUUCGGGAAUCGGGUCCAAAAGGGGGGGUGAUAGCAGAUCCAAUUAACUGCAAAACUUGAAACUCAACAGUGGGUUCAAAUACAUAUACAGGUUUAGACGUAAUUUAGUAUUAUUCAUGGCCAACUUGUAGACGUAAACUCUUAAAUAGGUGAUUGCUAAAUGUGUUCCUAAAUGUCUCCAAUAAGAAGGAAACUCCAUUUA
This is a messenger RNA of Gossypium raimondii (Peruvian cotton), 888 nucleotides long. RefSeq names its product protein NRT1/ PTR FAMILY 5.10-like. The transcript is spliced from 2 exons. Gene Ontology annotation, molecular function: transmembrane transporter activity. The coding region runs from base 1 to 717 and encodes 238 amino acids. The record is from RefSeq and is a predicted model, not a curated record. Gene Ontology annotation, biological process: transmembrane transport. Gene Ontology annotation, cellular component: membrane. NCBI's taxonomy places the organism in Eukaryota, Viridiplantae, Streptophyta, Magnoliopsida, Malvales, Malvaceae.